Molecule: messenger RNA, 1002 nt
Organism: Sordaria macrospora k-hell
Lineage: Eukaryota; Fungi; Ascomycota; Sordariomycetes; Sordariales; Sordariaceae
Biological process (GO): regulation of DNA-templated transcription
Source: RefSeq, a predicted model, not a curated record
AUGUCACACCAUACCAACAGCACGACAAAUAAUACCGACCGUACUCCCCCCGAGUACUCUCACCCAGAGCAAGCACCUGGCCCUGUGCCUUACACAACACAGCAGGAAGGACGCCCUCCUGUCUACCCAGCCGCCCCAGCCCCCGGCCAACCCUACCCAGCCCCGUCUGGAACCCCCGCCUCUGAAUACGGCUACUCGGGUCACCGUGGAAGUGCCAGUUUCCCUCAAGACACGAUGAUGGGAUAUCGCUCCUCCCAGAGCCAUCCUAGCAAUGGCGUCCCCUCGUCCAACAACAUGUCGGGUCCUGGACACGCCUAUCCUCACCCGGCCUACCCGUCUUACGCGCCUCCUCCUCCCGAUGUGACGAGCCCAUAUCAGCACAGCGGUCCUAGUGCAGGACUCUAUGCCCAACCACGUCCCGACUGGGCGACAUAUCAGCAAAACGGUCCUAUGCAGGGCCAUGCCGUCUUCCCCCCUACACAUUCCCCGGCUCCUGCUCAAACGCGACAGAAUCAGCAGGUUUACUCUUUCGUUCCUAUCCCCGGUUCCACCCAGCAUAAGCGACCACGCCGACGCUUUGAGGAGAUCGAGCGCAUGUACAAGUGUGGGUGGAAUGGGUGCGAGAAGGCUUAUGGCACACUCAACCAUCUGAAUGCGCACGUCACCAUGCAGUCGCAUGGAACGAAGCGGACUCCUGAAGAGUUCAAGGAGAUUCGCAAGGAGUGGAAGGCGCGCAAGAAGGAGGAAGAGGCGCAACGCAAGGCCAACGAGGAACGAGCACGCGCUUCGUCCACCACCCAAGCAACACAGAGCGCCGAGAACAACUCUUAUGCCGGGAGAGGUGCCGUUCAACUCCCACCAAUUGGCUCCAACACGCCAGUGUCUCAGUAUCCCCUACCAGAAUACAACGGUCCGGCAUAUCAAAACUACCCUCCCGGUUCUGGUUCUCCCUAUCACCCCAAUGGUUAUAGCACAGCUCAACAUCCCAAUGGGCAGCCAUAG